Gossypium raimondii (Peruvian cotton) is the source of this 2544-nucleotide messenger RNA. RefSeq lists its product as uncharacterized. The record is from RefSeq and is a predicted model, not a curated record. The coding region runs from base 259 to 2313 and encodes 684 amino acids. The transcript is spliced from 8 exons. Lineage: Eukaryota; Viridiplantae; Streptophyta; Magnoliopsida; Malvales; Malvaceae.
CUUUUGUUAAGGUUUCAUGUGGAAUUGCUGAAUGCUUUAGCCUUUUCAAGUGUAGAAGAAGUUGAAGAAGCUUACAAAUUUGAAAUUUAUGGCUUUGAAUGAUUCUUAACCUUCAAGUUAGGUUGUUAUGCAAUUGGAUUCUAUUAGAGCUUUUACAUGCGCAUAAAAAGGAAUUAAAAAGAAAGCCUUGAAUUUGAAUUUAGUUUUGGUGGAAUUGUCGAUUUACUGUGGUUUGAGUUUUAUCAUAUUGUAAUUCAAAUGGAAGAAAGGAGGGAGUUAGGAUUUCCACGGAAAAUUGCUUGUAGUUUAAAGGAACAGUUAGCAAGAACCACUCUUAAUAAUGUAAGGUCACAAGGGCAUACAUAUAUAGAGCUUCGUGAGGAACGGAAGUGGUUCAUUUUCUUUUGCACUCUGUGCCUUGGACCAUGUUAUAGUGAUUCGAUGUUACUUGAUCAUCUGAAGGGGAACCUUCACACAAAGAGAUUAGCUGCUGCUAAUCCAUGGCCUUUCAAUGAUGGUGUUUUGUUCUUUGGUAAGUGUAACGAAAAAGAGAAACAAUUGGCUGUUGUAAAAUUUAAUGAAAAUAGGUUGUUGGAAUUUGAAAGCAAUGACAACUACCUUGCUAUUGUGAAAUAUGUUGGCAGUGAAGUUAGUUCCUAUGAAAAGAAUGUAAAUGGUAUUGCAGGGGAUUCAGAUCUGGUGAUUCCAGGGGUGCUAAUCAAGGAUGAGGUCUCUGACUUGAAAGUAAGUUUGAUUGGUUUUGGGAAAAUAGCAGCAAGAUUCUGUGAGAAUGGAGUCUCAAAUAGGUUGAGCAGAAUAUGGUGUGAAUGGUUGGGGAAAGAAGCUCCAAGAAAUGAUGAUAAGGUGAAGGUUCCAAAGCAUGAAUUUGCUGUUGUUACUUUUGUUUAUAACUGUGAUCUAGGAAGAAAGAGUUUGCUUGAUGAUGUCAAAUCACUUUUAACAUCUGGUUCCCCCAUGGAAUUGGUUAAUGUUGUGGCUGCUGGCUGGAAAAGGAAGAAGUCGUUUUCUGAUCCAGAGGAUAUAAGUGAAUCUUUGAGUAAUCAGUACGAUUCAUCUGGGGAAGACUCUUCAGCUUCAAAUAGUGCUUCUUCGAAACUUGCAUUAGAUCGACAUGAUGAUCAGCUUCUGCUCACAAGAUUUAUAUCAAGUAAGGCUGUAAGGCGAGAGUUAAGGUGGCAACAGUGUAUAGCUGCUGAAAGAAUGUGCGAUAUCUGUCAGCAGAAAAUGCUUCCUGAGAAAGAUGUAACAACGCUCUUGAACUUAAAAACUGGAAAACUUGUUUGCAGUAGUAGAAAUGUUAAUGGGGCAUUCCAUUUAUAUCACACUUCAUGCCUUAUACAUUGGAUCCUUCUUUGUGAGCUUGAGACGAUUGAAAGCCAUAAAGUUAAUCCAAUAGUAAGAAGAAGAUUGCCACGGCUUCAACACUCCUCCUUGGACUAUUUCUUGGUUGAUAUGGCCUCUAGCUCCACUGAUGGAUUACUUGACAGCAGGUUCUUCUCUACAAAGAAGAUUAGUGUUCUUCUUGAUGAUAACACGUAUUUGUUAUGGAAACAGCAGGUGCUCUUGGCGGUAAAGGCGCAUAAGCUUCAGCGUUUUCUGGAUAUUCAACAGACCCUUCCUCCACAGUUUAUUUCUGAUGACAGUGGCGGUCAACAUGAAAACCCAGAAUUUGAUCGCUUUGAGCAGCAGGACAGUGCUCUUGCGUCAUGGCUAUUGUCUUCCAUUAGUCAGGCAGUUCUUCCGCAUCUGAUAGUUACCCCAAAACAGUUUCCAUUCUUUCGACGUGCUCUUCAAGUGUUGUCUCUUGAUGAGUUUAAUGUUCAGAAGUCAAACAAGUUAGGGGAAUCUGCACUUGCUUCAGUAGCUCCUGCAUGGCUCGGUCUGCUUCUUGACUGCUUCUGGUGUUACAUGCUGACCAAAAUUCAACAAAGAUAUAGGAGGAAAAAUGGAGCCAAAUGCAAUGAGACGAGGAAGGAUUUGGAGACUAAACCUAUGGGGUUCCUGAGUUCUUCUAUACUCUGCCCUGAGUGCCAAGGUACUGGAAUUGAGGUUGAGGAUGAUAAGCUGGAGAAGCAUGAUAUCUCUCUGUCUCAGAUGUUUAGAUAUAAAAUUAAAGUUAGUGAUGGUCGUAGAGCAUGGAUGAAAAGUCCUGAAAUGUUGGAGAGCUGUUCAACAGGGUUUCAUUUUCCUUCUCAGUUUGGAGAGAUGGUUCAGGAGAAAGUAUUGCCUCUAAAAUUGCUGCAUUUCUACAGCGCCGACAACUGUGAAUGUGGCUCAAGUUUGGUAGGAUGAAUUCUGUGCAGUUGACCUUAUCGUCGAUGUCAGCAAAAAUGCGUAGUGUAACCUGUUAUACGUAUACAGCAGGUCAUGAAUGCAAUGAAUAGUUAGCACUUUUGCAAUAGGAUAUUCUCUUUCUAUUUUCCAUCAUGGAGCUUUGUAAAUAACUGUUGUACAUUGCCGAUAACUGCCUGCAUUGUAAAUGAUCAGGUCGUCAUUGACUUUUAUAUUAGAAAUAUACAGAUA